AUCAUGAGCAAUUAUGGCUGUAAUGGCUGAGCGGCCUAAGCGGUUAAGCGCUAGUUAGCAAUAGAGAAUACAUUUAUGAAUACAAGAUUAAAAAAAAUAUACUCAUCAGUAAUACCAGAAUUGUGAAAAUGAGAAUUAUGACUAGAAAAAAGUAGCUACUACUCAAUUAUCCUUUUGUCAAGAAAAUGUGCCUUUCAAUGUUGUGAUAUCGCGUUAAGAAAAAACUGCCAAAAUGUUUAAAAAAAACAAAAAAGAUAAAGCUAAACUGGAACACAAGCUUUAUCUGGCAAGAGAGACACCAGAGCUUGUGUUUGAUAUUUCUGAAUGUGAUUUAAAGGCAGUUCCUCCAGGCAUCUACUCAUUGUGCAAAGUAUUUCUUAAAGAAAAAUUAGAAUUACAAAAAAAUUCUUUAACAUCUUUGAAUGGAGGUGGUAAUUUAAGUGAUUUAUGUACACUAAAGGUAUUAAACGUUAGUUAUAAUGCAUUAACAUUUCUUCCAAAUGAAAUUGAUCAACUAACUAAUCUUCAGGAAUUAUAUGUCAAUGACAAUCACUUAAAACAACUACCUUCUACAAUUUGUCAUUUAAAGUAUCUUCAAAUUUUUGAUGUUUCAACCAACAAACUAAAAAACUUACCAGAAAAUUUGGGUAGUAUGGUCAGUCUGCAAGAAAUUAACUUAAAAAAUAAUCCAAAAUUACAUGAACUACCUAAAAGUAUCAGCUGUUUACAUAACAUGCAAUGUAUACAAAUUGACAUUACCGGCUUUACCUAUCCACCUGAGGAAAUUGUGAAAAAUGGAACUUCAUCUAUUAUGAAAUUUAUUUGUGAAGAUAUGGGUCAAGUGUAUGUAUCACAGAAUGAACCUACUGAAUUAGAGAGAAGCAAUUCUAAUAAAAGCAUUCCAAGGAGUCUUAGUAAUAGCAUAAAGGCCAGCAUACUGGACUAUGAAAACAAUAAGAGGAAAAAAAUGGUGGAAUUCUUGGAGAUAGAAAAGCACAGGAGUAUAUUACAAAGGCAAGAAUAUGAUUUGGCACAAUCAGUUAAAGUUGAAAAAGAAAGGUUACUUUCUGAUAUAGCAGAACAACAAAAUGAACUUGACAAUAAACUUCUCAAACUCCAACAAGAACGGGAAAAGGAAAGAUUCAGGCUUAUAGAACAACUUCAAGAAGUUGAAGAUAAAGCAAAUGUUGCUGUUAACCAAUUGUUAUUGUUAAAUAGACAACCAUUAACAAAAUUAUUAGAACAAGAAAAAUUGGAAGAACAGCGACUUAUGGAAGUCGCAGGAAAACAAUAUGACAACUUGGAGAAAAUUAAGAUACUUGCAGAUAUGGAAGAGGUACUCUACCAAGAAAGUGAAAAGUUCAAGAAAUUCGGAGAGUUUCGCAUUCAGAUGGCCAAAAAUGUAUUAAACGAUGAAAUGGAAUUAGACAAACAUUUGGUCGAUGUAUUGAGUAAUCAAGAUUUACAAAAAACUGAACUAAUUUCUAAAUUAGAAGAAGAUACUUUACUUCAAAAGGCAGCUGUCAGUACUCUUUUAGAAAGAUCCGAUGCUCGAAGCUGGGCUUUAAGGCAGGAAAUGAGACUAGUAGAGGGACAGUUGGCUGCUUUAACUGCUAUAGAAUUAGAUAGGAAACGACUGAAGAUGGAUGAACAUUUGUAUGAUUUAGCGGAAAAACGUGAAAAUUUAUCUUAUGUAUUGUUGAAGUUAUAUGAAGAACAAAACCAACGGAGAGCUGAACUUUUGUCAGCUUUAAAUAAUGUGGAGGAGUUUAGCAACACUUCCGAAAAUUUUUGGCUACAACAGUACCAGCGUCUAUUAGAAAGAAUGCCCAAUAACUUGUCUGAAACUCAGAAAAAUGUAAACCAAAGACUUGCUCAAAGACUUCUCUUAGCAGGAGUUAUUCAGUACCUACCGAUGCUUUGUAAGAUCAUUCAAGAUGAAGACAUGUUAAGAAGGGUAACCGAAAAGGAUAUUAUUGAAGCGGGUGUGGUAAAUCCGAAUCACUGUUUAAAAAUUUAUGAAGAACUGAGGUUAUAUGUAGACAGCUAUCUAUGUGGUAGAAGUACCGAACCAUCUGCACCCUCGGCUGAAGAAGCUGCCGGGCCCAGUGCUCCACCCCUUAACAUUUUCCCCGAAACCGGUUUAGGCGAGUGCAUAGUCUGCAUGGAAUUUAAGUGUGAAACAAUUUUUGUACCAUGUGGACAUUACUGCUGUUGCACAAAUUGUUCUAAUGUGAUAUCGGCUUGUCCUCUUUGUAGAACAAGCAUAAAGCAUAAAGUUUACAAUAUUAAUUAACACGAAGCCCCUUUUUAUAAUCUACUUCUAUACACAAUACAAUAUAAAAAUUGUUUGAAAUAUUCUUUAAAGACAUUUUUUGAUCUUUUAAGUGUUGGUGAGGUUUCCACUUGCUGAAGUAUUGACUAUGGAAUUUUUAAUUAAUUCACAUAUAAUCACUUCUUCAUUAAAGCUAUUAUGAAUUGUAAAUAAUAUUUAUUAAGAAAACUACUGUUUUGUAGUAGGUGCUUAUUCCAUUAUUUAAGUGUGCAAAUAUUGAAUAAAUUUUU
Agrilus planipennis (emerald ash borer) is the source of this 2565-nucleotide messenger RNA. Its product is annotated as E3 ubiquitin-protein ligase LRSAM1. Gene Ontology annotation, molecular function: protein binding; ubiquitin protein ligase activity; cysteine-type endopeptidase inhibitor activity involved in apoptotic process. Bases 233 to 2296 code for a protein of 687 amino acids. The transcript has 13 exons. Lineage: Eukaryota; Metazoa; Arthropoda; Insecta; Coleoptera; Buprestidae. Gene Ontology annotation, biological process: positive regulation of protein ubiquitination; regulation of cell cycle; negative regulation of apoptotic process. The record is from RefSeq and is a predicted model, not a curated record. Gene Ontology annotation, cellular component: nucleus; cytoplasm.